UUAGACAGCAGCUGACGAAUGUUGUUUGUGAAUCUCACAGGCACGAUCUGAUUUUAAAAAAUUCUUCCUCAUCACUAGAUCACAAGGUGCAACAUUUGUCUUUUAACAUUCAACACUCUUCAAAUAGUAAGCAGGAGACAUGGCUUCCGUGAAGUCAUUUUCAUCAUUCUGUGGCCAGCAAGUACACAGGGAAGUUGGGGACCGAUAACUUUAACUGAUAUGUUACAACAACAUUUAAAGUUAUUUUGAGUUACAGCUAAUUUUUGAAACCUUUUUAUAUAGACUCAACUAUCAACCUCGUCAGUCUCUGAUAACAAGCUAUUUGAGGAUUUAUUUUCAACAGGUGUACACUUGAUGACCCCUUUGGAUAAAACCUGGUUUCCCCCAACUUCUAAAAUUAAGUAAGAUGAUUUGACUGAGGACUCACUCACAAAUUCUUCUGAAACUAAACAAGAUGAUUUGACAAAGGACUCAUUCACAAAUUUAAUAUUUCAUCAUUAGACAGAGGUGUCAGUGCAGCUGGGAUGGACGAGUGGCGUUUCAUGCUGUUGUGGAGGAGAGGGGUCGGGAAGAGCUCCAGUGGGAACACCAUUCUUGGGCAGCAAGUAUUCCCUGUGAACAAGACUCUGAGCAGGGUCACACAGGUUUGUGAUCGAAGAGAGGGGACAGUGGACGGAAGGCCUGUGGCUGUGAUUGACACGCCAGGACUCAAAAACUCUUUUGGUGAUGAGAAGAAAGUUAUUCGUAAGAUCCUAAAAAGUUUGUCUUUCUAGAAGCCUGGUCCUCACGUCUUCCUGGUUGAUUUGCCUAUUGGCAACCUGACAAAAGAUGACAUUCAAGUCCAUAAAAUGAUACAAAGCAUGUUUGGGAAGAGGGUCUGGCGGUAUACUUGUUAUUUACCAAUGGAGACACUCUGGAAGGGACUGCUCCAAGUGAUGCUAUCAGCAGUGCAGACCAAGAGCUGCGUGAUCUGAUUCGGGAAUGCACUGGAGGGUUCGUAGUCUUCGACAACAAGGACAUGGCAAACCGGACCCAGGUGACUUUGCUCAAGGAGAAGAUAGACACCCUGAUGGCCCUCAACGUCAACAAGUGGUACCCAAGAGAGUAUUACACGUGGUCCGAGAAGAAGAUCAGAAAGAGGCAUGAGAAGCACAUGGAGGAGAUAUCAGAAGACAUUGCAGAAAAGGAGAGGGAAAUGAAGACGCUCUAUAAUGAUGAUGAGCUGGAAGAUACAGGAGCUCUGGCGGAAGGUAGACGAGGAGCUGAGGUUUUUUGCUAAGAAUCCAGGAAAGUUCAAGAAGUCUAAAAAAAAGAAAUAGUCUGAAUCAGUCCAAUCCAUUCCCUCAAUCAGACAGAAGCGACAAUAAAAACAGUCAGCUAUUUGAGGCAGCGUCACAGCAAUGACGGUGUUCUUCCCUCUCGACACUGCACGAUUACGUCUGCAAGUGGAUGAAAAGAGAAAAUCCCAGUCAACUCCAGCUAUUCUGUCUGAGAUCAUAAAAGAGGAAGGACUCUUGGCUCCCUACAGAGGCUGGUUUCCAGUCAUUUGUAGCCUCUGCUGCUCCAACUUUGUAUACUUCUACUGCUUCCACAGUCUGAAGGCCGGCUGGCGCCAGGGACAUCGAGCCAGCCCAGCUAAAGACCUCAUUAUAGGCAUUGUAGCAGGAGUAGUGAAUGUCUUGGUAACUACACCACUAUGGGUGGUAAACACCAGGCUGAAGUUGCAAGGGGCAAAAUUCCGCAAUACAGAUAUACGUCCUACUCACUACACAGGCAUAAUGGAUGCCUUCACUCAAAUAGUGCAGGAUGAGGGUGUUGGAGCGCUGUGGAACGGUACCUUCCCCUCUCUACUGCUGGUCCUGAACCCUGCAGUGCAAUUCAUGAUCUACGAGGGCCUGAAGAGGCAACUGGGGAGGGGCAUCCACAGAGAGUUGUCCUCUUUGGAAGUAUUCCUCAUUGGUGCUGUUGCCAAGGCAGUUGCAACUACUCUGACAUACCCUCUGCAAACAGUGCAGUCAAUCCUCAGGUUCGGCCAACACAGGCAACAGACAGACCGGUCCAGGCUGAUGAGCAGCCUGAGAAGUGUCAUGUACCUGCUGAUCAACAGAGUCAGACAAUACGGCAUGCUGGGCCUGUUUAAGGGGUUGGAGGCCAAACUCCUGCAGACGGUCCUGACCGCGGCCCUCAUGUUUCUGCUCUACGAGAACAUAGCCAGUUUUACCUUCGGUGUAAUGGGAAUGAGGAGACCUGUAUCCAGUCAUUGAUGCACUCACUUAACUUUACCUUGUAUGUGGGUCUGUUGAAUCGCCACUCUGCAUUUGUAUUUUUGUUGUUGUUUAUUUAUUUAAAAACGUUUUUAUAAUAGCAAAAACAUGAGAUGAAGCAAGGAGGCGUUCUUCCUGGAUGCUGGAUUGGCUUAUCAGGUACUGACUGGCUUUGUUUUAUUUGUCCAGUAUAUUUACCCACCCGAACUGAGUAACAAAGUGUUUUGUAUACAGCAGUUGGCAUAAUGUUAACAGCAAUGAAAUGUCAAAAAUCAUAACACAUUACACUGAUGUUAUGCUGUUUCGAAAAACAAACUUAUUAACAGGCAAUUUUGAAUGUUGGCUGUGAUUUUUGUUAAUAUGAAUAGAAUAUUGUGAUUUUUUUAAAUGAAUGCUCGUUCCACAGAACAACAUCAUUAACAGAAAUACAAAACGUAAUUCUACGCCAAGCAUGACAAAAUAAAACAUAAGAAAGGAAAGAAUCAAGAAGUGUGCAGACUCUAUUUUAAUAAAUAUUCAGGAGUCAGGACCUUUGUAUCAUCUAAAAUAUCCCCGUCACCGCAUUAGGGUAUUCAGUUUUUUCUGUGACUAGAGGAAAGACUGCUCCCUUAUAGCCCACACACAUUAUUUCAAGUAGUAACUUAAUUUUCCCAUGCGGUCUACCAUCCAGUACUAACCAAGCCCACACCUGCUUAGCUUCAGUCAUUCAGCAGCAAAUUCAUCUUGGUUUGGCUGCUGACCACUGCCCAUGGCCGUUCACUUUUUGGUCAGCAGGUGGUGCUAUAGGUACAUUAGAUUUUUCUCCAUGUUGGUUUCACUGGCUGUAGGGAAGCUCUGAUCUGCUGUUUAACAGAAAUUUGUAAGAGUUAUGGCAAAAUCUAUAAGGGUCAUUCUACGAAACCGGUGCCUUUUCACUUUGACAUU
Molecule: messenger RNA, 3188 nt
Organism: Alosa alosa (allis shad)
Lineage: Eukaryota; Metazoa; Chordata; Actinopteri; Clupeiformes; Clupeidae
Gene: slc25a17
Product: solute carrier family 25 member 17
Exons: 11
Coding region: 1401-2264 (287 amino acids)
Cellular component (GO): peroxisomal membrane
Molecular function (GO): NAD transmembrane transporter activity; FMN transmembrane transporter activity; FAD transmembrane transporter activity
Source: RefSeq, a predicted model, not a curated record